This is a messenger RNA of Fusarium oxysporum Fo47, 2088 nucleotides long. Its product is annotated as potassium channel family protein. Lineage: Eukaryota; Fungi; Ascomycota; Sordariomycetes; Hypocreales; Nectriaceae. The record is from RefSeq and is a predicted model, not a curated record. Gene Ontology annotation, molecular function: potassium ion leak channel activity. Gene Ontology annotation, biological process: stabilization of membrane potential; potassium ion transmembrane transport. Gene Ontology annotation, cellular component: membrane. The transcript is spliced from 4 exons. The coding region runs from base 1 to 2088 and encodes 695 amino acids.
AUGGUCGCCAACGACGAAGAGGGCAAUAGGCAAAGUCCUGAUGAUUCUCAACGGGUAAUUGCAGAUAACGGUUCAAAUACCAACGAGAAUCAUGAGGGUAAUAUUCAUAUUGAUCAGAGUCGUUGGUGGUUUCUCUCGACGACCUUCCCUAUGAUUGCCGGUACUUUGGGUCCCGUUGCUUCUGCAUUCAGUAUCUGUUCCAUGGUUGAGCCAUGGAGACAAGAGCUUAUCCCUGGGGAGAAUGUUCAAGACGCUCCCUCUCUUACAUAUAGGUUGUUGAUUACCGAGGCCAUCCAGCUUCUCGUCGGCGUUAUCUCGAACCUGUUCCUUGUGCUUAGUAUGGCGAAAAGGGUUCGCUUCAAUCUGGCCUUGCCUGUCACAAUAUUUGGAUGGUACGCCUCUUCUAUUUGCCGUAUCACUUUAACUGUCCUUAUCGCGAGGCCUUUCAAAGACCUUGAAUUGUCUGAAGAUACUGUAGUAUGGUCACAAUCUUUCUAUUAUGGGAUGUGGGCGGCCAUACUCUACUUCGUGGAUGCCUCGCUUCUUGCCAUUACCUUUUGGGGAGCAUGCGCUGCUCACUAUCGGAAAACCUUGUUGCUAAGCACUAGUGAACGCACCUUAAUGCUGCAGAGUAUCAUGCUGCUUAUAUAUCACCUUCUUGGCGCUUAUUUAUUUUCCGAAAUCGAGUCAUGGGACUACCUCGAUGCUGUGUACUGGGCUGUUGUCACCCUCUUUACUGUGGGCUUCGGAGAUUUUCACCCUACGACGGACCUUGGAAGGGCUCUCCUGAUACCGUUCGCGCUGGCUGGCAUUGUAUCUCUGGGUUUGGUGAUCAGCUCAGUAACAAACCUAAUUAUUGAAACCGGAAGCCAAUGUGUCACGGCCAGGAUCGGCAAAAGGAGGCGGGAAAGGACCAUCAAGAAGAUGCUUCUCAGGGGUGGCAGCGAUGCCCUUGAACCCAUCCGUGAUGAGCUUCAGAUACCCGUCACAGGACCGGAUGCAUCACGCCGAAGCGAGUUCGAACGCCGCAAAGCUGAAUUUCUUCUGAUGCGCACAAUCCAGAAAGAGUCUUCCACCCGCAGAAGAUGGGUAGCCAUGGCUAUUUCCACAUUCUCAUGGCUUAUCUUGUGGUUCUUAGGCGCCUACGUCUUCCAAAAGGCCGAGGAGGCAUACCAAAGCUGGUCGUACUUUGACGCAUUCUACUUUUGCUUCGAAGCCUGGACGACCAUAGGAUAUGGCGAUCUAGCUCCAGUUUCUAACGCGGGUAGAUCGUUCUAUUUCUUUUGGUCUCUCUUGGCCCUGCCGAUCAUGACGGUGCUUAUCUCAAACGCAAGUAAUACCGUGGUUAGGGUUGUUCGAGACAUUACGAUAUUAGCGGGAAACAUCACUAUAUUGCCAAACGAUAGAGCCUUCCUUCGAAACGUGAAGUGCCUGAUCAGCAAAAUCACAUUUGGUAGAUUCUUCCCCGACCCGGAACCUGACCCUUCCGUCUCGGUGGCAUGUGCCAAGGAUACUCACGAAGGAUCGAUAAGGAACAUGACAGAGUUUCGUGACAGUUAUCACCAUGAUGAUAGCAGAGGCCUGGCCACUACGUCUUUUACCGCAGGCCUGGUUUCCCCCUUCACCGGACCACGGAACACUGACAUUCCCUCGCGCUCUACUACUAAUGCAGACAAUGGUGUCCGAGAGUUUGCUACUGGGAUCGACCUCCAACUACUGCUCACUUCCGAGAUUCAGACCGUUACAAAUCACAUUCAAGAGUCUGAGCCACACCAUUACACAUUCGAUCAAUGGGUAUGGUACCUCAAACUCCUUGGUGAGGACGAACACAGCCCACAGACGCACUGUAGAGUGAACCUUGCAAAUGAUCAACCCAGUAUCAGUCAGGACGUUUCAAGCAGUGACCUGAAGUGGUCUUGGAUAGGAACACAAAGCCUUCUAUUGAGUGGCCAGCAGGAAAGUGAAUGGAUCUUGAACAGGCUGAUAAAUAGGUUGCGAGAGUCUUUGUUACUUGCAAAAAGACUGCAGCCUUUGGAUGACAAAACCGUACCAGAGGGCACAGCUGGAGCGACCUUUGAGGAGAAAUAG